AUGACUACCUUUCGUUUCUGCCGUGAUUGCAACAAUAUGUUAUAUCCUCGUGAAGAUAAAGAAAGCAUGCGUCUACUUUUCGAAUGCCGUACUUGUUCAUAUGUAGAAGAAGCAGGUUCUUCCUUAGUCUACCGUCAUGAAUUGAUUACAAAUAUUGGUGAAACUGCAGGUGUUGUUCAAGAUAUUGGUUCAGACCCUACUCUACCGCGUUCAGACCGUGAAUGUCCAAAUUGUCAUGCAAAAGAAAACGUCUUCUUCCAAUCACAACAACGUAGAAAAGAUACGUCAAUGGUUUUAUUUUUUGUCUGCUUAGGUUGUUCUCAUAUCUUUACAUCUGAUCAAAAAAAUACGAGAAAGCAAUUCUCUUGA
Molecule: messenger RNA, 369 nt
Organism: Henningerozyma blattae CBS 6284
Lineage: Eukaryota; Fungi; Ascomycota; Saccharomycetes; Saccharomycetales; Saccharomycetaceae
Gene: RPB9
Product: DNA-directed RNA polymerase II core subunit RPB9
Exons: 1
Coding region: 1-369 (122 amino acids)
Biological process (GO): transcription initiation at RNA polymerase II promoter; DNA-templated transcription; transcription-coupled nucleotide-excision repair
Cellular component (GO): RNA polymerase II, core complex
Molecular function (GO): DNA-directed RNA polymerase activity; zinc ion binding; nucleic acid binding
Source: RefSeq, a predicted model, not a curated record